Molecule: messenger RNA, 4741 nt
Organism: Xenopus tropicalis (tropical clawed frog)
Lineage: Eukaryota; Metazoa; Chordata; Amphibia; Anura; Pipidae
Gene: col1a2
Product: collagen type I alpha 2
Exons: 50
Coding region: 143-4045 (1300 amino acids)
Cellular component (GO): extracellular region
Molecular function (GO): extracellular matrix structural constituent
Source: RefSeq, a predicted model, not a curated record
CGGACAAUGAUGUGAUUAGAGUUGCGGGCGGCAGGUUCUGCUGAAAGUCUGGAAUAGCCCGUCAAGAACCGCAUGAAAGUACAGCACAAGCCCUAAGCACCGGCUCUCACUCACAAGGAGUCUGCAUGACUAGCCGCUAGCCAUGCUCAGCUUUGUGGAUAUGCGGACUGUGCUGCUGCUGGCAGUCACACUAUACCUAGCAACAUGCCAAUCUGAGGGGCCCAGAGGAGACAAAGGCCCACAGGGAGAGAGGGGCCCACCAGGUGCUCCAGGUAGAGAUGGUGUUGAUGGUGAACCAGGACUUCCCGGGCCACCCGGCCCACCCGGACUUGGCGGAAACUUUGCUGCUCAAUAUGACCCAUCUAAAUCUGGCGGCGGAGAACCUGGCCCUGCGGGUUUAAUGGGACCAAGAGGACCCCCUGGACCACCUGGAUCCCCUGGUGCUCAAGGUUUCCAAGGACAUGCUGGUGAACCUGGCGAACCUGGCCAACCUGGUCCUUUAGGAUCUACUGGUCCCUCUGGUCCACCUGGAAAACCCGGUGAAGAUGGUCACUCUGGCAAAUCUGGAAGACCUGGUGAGCGAGGCACAGUUGGAUCUCAGGGUGCACGUGGUUUCCCCGGAACUCCUGGUCUCCCUGGAUUUAAAGGAAUUAGGGGUCACAACGGUCUGGAUGGUCAGAAGGGAGGCCCAGGUGUUGCAGGUGUCAAGGGAGAAACUGGUGCUAAUGGUGAAAAUGGAUCCCCUGGUCAGUCUGGUGCACGUGGUCUCCCAGGUGAAAGAGGGCGCGGUGGACCUCCUGGCCCAGCUGGUUCUCGUGGAAGUGAUGGCAGUGCAGGCCCCACCGGCCCAGCUGGUCCUAUUGGCUCUGCUGGUCCUCCUGGUCUUCCCGGUGCUCCUGGUGCUAAGGGUGAAAUAGGAUCUGCAGGAAGCACUGGUUCUGCUGGUGCUGCUGGCCCUAGAGGCGAACCUGGUCCACCUGGUGCUCUUGGGCCUGUUGGACCUGCUGGAAAUCCCGGUGCUAACGGAGUAAAUGGAGCUAAAGGUGCAGCUGGUCUCCCUGGUGUUGGUGGUGCUCCUGGUUUGCCUGGCCCACGCGGAAUCCCAGGUCCCCCAGGACCUUCUGGCCCAGCUGGAGCUAGAGGACUUUCUGGUGAUCCUGGUGUUGCUGGCGGAAAAGGAGACACUGGUGCUAAGGGUGAACCUGGUUCUGCUGGUCCCUCUGGUCCUGCUGGUCCAUCUGGAGAGGAAGGCAGGAGAGGUCCCAAUGGAGAAGCUGGAUCAUCUGGGCCUGCUGGCAAUGCUGGAAUUAGAGGUGUUCCCGGAACUCGUGGUCUGCCUGGCCCUGAUGGUAGAGCUGGUGGAAUGGGUGCUCCUGGUAGCCGUGGUGCUUCUGGUCCUGCAGGUGCAAGAGGUCCAAAUGGUGAUGCUGGACGCCCCGGAGAGCCUGGUCUUCUUGGUGCAAGAGGGCUUCCUGGUUUCUCUGGCAGCACUGGACCUGCUGGCAAAGAAGGCCCUGCUGGUCCUCAAGGUAUUGAGGGUCGUUCUGGUCCUGCUGGUGCAUCUGGUCCAAGAGGUGAACCUGGUAGCAUUGGAUUCCCUGGUCCCAAGGGUCCAGCUGGUGAGCCUGGAAAGAAUGGAGAUAAGGGAAGCCAAGGUCCUUCUGGAAACAGGGGAGCCCCGGGACCCGAUGGUAACAAUGGAGCUCAAGGACCCCCAGGACUUGCUGGUAAUACAGGAGACAAAGGUGAACAAGGUCCUGCUGGUGCCCCAGGCUUCCAGGGUCUUCCAGGCCCCGGUGGCGCUGCUGGAGAACUUGGCAAACAUGGAGAAAGAGGUGCUCCUGGUGACUUUGGCCCUGCUGGCCCAGCUGGUCCAAGAGGUGAACGCGGUGCUCCUGGAGAGAGUGGUGCUGCAGGUCCACUAGGAGCUCUUGGACCCCGAGGCCCAACUGGUGCACCUGGAUCUGAUGGAGCCAAGGGAGAACCUGGUGCUGCUGGAUUAAAUGGUGCUCUUGGACCAUCUGGCCCUGGUGGAAUCCCAGGAGAGAGAGGUGCAGCUGGUGUUCCUGGACCAAAGGGAGAAAAGGGUGACGCUGGCCAUUCUGGAGAAUAUGGUAACCCAGGAAGAGAUGGUGCCCGUGGUCCUGCUGGUGCUUCUGGCGCUCCCGGUCCUGCUGGUGCUGCUGGUGAUAGGGGUGAAUCUGGCCCUGCUGGUCCUUCUGGUCUUGCUGGUCCUCGUGGAGCUCCUGGUGAACGCGGUGAAGCUGGUCCUGCUGGUUCUACUGGUUUCGCUGGUCCUCCUGGUGCAGCUGGUCACACUGGUGUCAAGGGUGAAAGAGGACCAAAAGGACCAAAGGGUGAAUCUGGUUCUCCUGGUGCUCUCGGUGCAGUUGGUUCCCAUGGACCCGCAGGUCCCAAUGGCCCAGCUGGUACUACAGGUCCCCGAGGUGAUGGUGGUGCUCCUGGUGCAAAUGGUUUCCCUGGUCCUGCUGGAAGAACUGGUGCUCCUGGUCCUGCUGGUCCUCCUGGAGCUUCUGGUCCUUCUGGUGUCCUUGGUGCUCUUGGUAUCUCUGGUCUUCCAGGAGCAAGAGGUGAACGUGGUACCCCUGGUGGCCCUGGAGCUAAUGGUGAGUCAGGUCCUGCUGGCCCUGCAGGUUCUGCUGGUUCCCGUGGCCCCUCUGGCCCCGUGGGUUCUCCCGGUCUGACUGGUGUUCAUGGUGAAGCUGGUCGUGAUGGCAAUCCUGGUAAUGAUGGUCCUCCCGGUCGUGAUGGUCUUCCUGGAGUUAAGGGAGAACGUGGCUAUCCUGGAGGCACUGGCCCUGCUGGAUCUCUUGGUGCUGUUGGAGCUCCAGGAGCUGUUGGUCCUUCUGGAAAAUCUGGAAAUCGUGGUGAACCUGGUCCCGUUGGUCAUGCUGGAGCUGUUGGCCCUGCUGGUCCCAGAGGCCCAUCUGGACAACAAGGUACUCGUGGUGACAAGGGUGAAGCUGGUGAGAGGGGAGCUAGAGGUUUGGAUGGACGCAAAGGACAUAAUGGUUUACAAGGUCUCCCUGGCCCUGCUGGUUCUCCAGGAGAAACAGGUCCUGCUGGUUCCAACGGUCCAUCUGGCCCACGGGGUCCAGCUGGCCCAUCCGGUCCUCCAGGCAAAGAAGGACGUUCCGGACAUAAUGGUCCAAUUGGUCCAGUCGGUCUUCGUGGUCCAGCUGGUCACCAAGGUCCUGCUGGUCCUCCUGGACCACCUGGUCUUCCUGGUCCUGCUGGCGCAUCUGGUGGUGGAUAUGAUGGUGGCUUUGGUGGUGAAUUCUUCAGAGCUGACCAGCCUGCUCGUAGACCAAAGGAUUAUGAAGUUGAUGCCACUCUGAAAUCUUUGAACAACCAAAUUGAGACAAUCCUGACCCCAGAAGGCUCAAAGAAGAACCCUGCCCGCACUUGCCGUGACUUAAGACUCAGCCACCCAGAUUGGAGCAGUGGAUUCUACUGGAUCGAUCCUAACCAAGGCUGCACAUCUGAUUCCAUCAGAGUUUUCUGUGAUUUCUCCACUGGUGAGACCUGCAUCCAUGCCAACCCAGACAGCAUUCCACAGAAGAACUGGUACACUAGCAAGACCAAACAAAGGAAGCAUGUAUGGUUCGGUGAAACCAUCAAUGGUGGCACACAGAUUGAAUACAACGAAGAAGGAGUCACAUCCAAGGACAUGGCCACACAGUUUGCUUUCAUGCGUUUACUGGCUAAUCACGCAUCUCAGAAUAUUACCUACCACUGCAAGAACAGCAUUGCCUAUAUGGAUGGACAGACUGGAAACCUGAAGAAGGCCAUUUUGCUACAAGGAUCCAAUGACGUUGAGCUACGCGCAGAGGGCAACAGCAGAUUCACUUUCAGUGUCCUAGAAGAUGGUUGCACGCAACAUACGGGUGAAUGGGGAAGAACAGUCAUAGAAUACAGAACUAACAAACCAUCUCGCUUACCCAUCCUGGACAUUGCACCUUUGGACAUUGGUGGUGAUGACCAAGAGUUUGGUCUGGACAUUGGCCCAGUCUGUUUCAAAUAAAUGAACUCAAAUUAACUUAAAAAUAUCCUCUCUUUGCCCUUCCUUUUUUAUUACUGAAAGCUGACUCCUCCCAUUGUUCCACGCAUCCACUUGAAAAAAUCUGGGCAAAAGAGUUGGACAGAAUCAAGCAUCAUGCAAUGCAAUUAAAUUCACUCCAGGGAGGACUCUGAAGUCUUUCACAAAUUAAACAUCAAGUAGUGGAAAAUGUCAGCUUUGUUUUAAAAAAAUGACAAAAAACCAAAAUAAAAACCGUGAAAGCUUGCACCGUUUUUUGGCCUUUCAAUAUCUUCCAUGGAGGAAGUUUAAAACCACAACUUCCACAGGUUUUGACUACCUCAAACAAAAGUGUCUCUGCAACUCCAUCGAGCAAUUAAGAAAAUACGGUGUUUCUAAUAAGAGUCAUUCUACAAUGGUGCUAAUUAAGGUGCUCAAAAAUUCCGUGGUGCUAAUAAAGCUUACGACUCACUUUUCCGUACGAAGUUGUACUGCGUGGUUUAUUUGGGGAAAGCUUUCACACAUUUAAGCAAGUUGUAGGAAAGCCCAGGACAUCCAUGUGGAUCAUUUCUUCAUUCAGGUUCAUUUCUUUUCUAAUGGUGCCAUCAUUUUGAUUGGGCAGAAAGAGGCAUAUUUUUAUUCAACAAACUGUGCUAUUUUUGUAUAUGUGAGAUGUUUAAAUAAAUUGUGGAAAAACCAGAA